Molecule: messenger RNA, 590 nt
Organism: Manduca sexta (tobacco hornworm)
Lineage: Eukaryota; Metazoa; Arthropoda; Insecta; Lepidoptera; Sphingidae
Gene: mRpL35
Product: 39S ribosomal protein L35, mitochondrial
Biological process (GO): translation
Cellular component (GO): ribosome; mitochondrion
Molecular function (GO): structural constituent of ribosome
Source: RefSeq, a predicted model, not a curated record
UAUUUCUGCUUUAAAAUGUUUCGCUGUGCAUUUACAGCAAUACGGAGAAUACGGCCUCUUUCGAUACCUGUUUACAAUACGGCCAGGAUCAUUAAGAAUGACAUAAAAACUUUUUCCACACUAAAAAAUAUUCAACUAAAUACGCCUUUGUGUUCCCAGCAAUCUUUAUUAUCUAACAAACGGGUACUUGAGAUUUCCAAAACCAUAUUACCUUCUGUACCUGCUAGAUCUGUUACGAAGUUUAGUCUUAAGCGUGGGAAAAGGAAAACUGUUAAAGCUGCUGUACGCAGAUUCUUUAGACUACACUGGGGUGGUUGGAUAAGAACAAAAGUUGGCAGGCAAAAGAAGUUAUGGAAGAAAUCCCUAGCACAAAAAAGGAGGCUGAGACAACAUGUUUUUUGUAAUGCCACACAAAACACACUUUUGGACAAAAUGGUCACAAAAUUUUGGAAGAAACCCAAGUAUUAUGUUGAAGAUCCUUAUGCUCCGUACCAUACCAGAGAAGAAUAUUAUAUUACUCGGAAAAAACCUAUUACAAGAAAUUAACUACACUUGAAGUUAGAACAAUAAAUAAUAACUAGAUGUUUGAA